This is a messenger RNA of Jaculus jaculus (lesser Egyptian jerboa), 1388 nucleotides long. It is a transcript of the gene Bad, whose product is annotated as BCL2 associated agonist of cell death. The record is from RefSeq and is a predicted model, not a curated record. Lineage: Eukaryota; Metazoa; Chordata; Mammalia; Rodentia; Dipodidae. The coding region runs from base 466 to 1071 and encodes 201 amino acids. Gene Ontology annotation, biological process: apoptotic process. The transcript is spliced from 4 exons.
GGCCCCUCGAGUUACCUGGAGGGCAGCCGAGCCCCCACGGUUCGCCCUCACGGGGACCCCUGUGCCUUCUCCCGCGCGCGGGCAGUCAUCCUGCCAGAGAGCAGGCAAGGGCCUUCUCUUAUCUCGAGGGCUCCGGAGAUGGCGCGGGGAGGUGUCCCUGAUGCGGGCGGCGCGACGCCUCCAUGCCCGCGAGGAGGAGGAGGAGGAGGAGGAAGCGGGACUUCCCGACCCGGUCACUUAGUCCCUGCGGAGCAGUAACAAUCGCAACAGUAAUUGCAUCCAGCGGCCGAGCUUCCAUGAACGGCAUUACAAAGUGCUUUCGCCCACUGUAAUCACCGCGCUCUGUUUACAAAGUUUUCACCAGCUCCCGAGGGGUCAUUAUCCCCAUUCUACGUGGGGAGGGGGAGAACUAAGGUCCAGAGGGACUGGAGGACUUGUCAGCAGAAGCAGGCCUCCAGGUUCCAAAUGGGGACUCCAAAGAAGCCAUCACUGCCUCCCACAGAACCUCAAGGCGUGAGGAAGUCGGAGCCUGGCAUCCGGAGCCUCGGGAGCGACGCCGGAGGAAGGCGGUGGCGACUGGCAGCCCAGAGCAUGUUCCAGAUCCCAGAGUUUGAGCCAAGUGAGCAGGAAGAAUCCAGUUUCUCAGAGAGGGGCCUGGGCCCCAGCCCUACGGGCCCCCGACAGGCUCCAGGUCUCUUGGGGGACAUCAGUUACCGGCAGCGGCCGCAGCCAUCGAACAGCAGCCACUAUGGAGGCGGCGGGGCUUUGGAGACCCGGAGUCGCCACAGUUCGUACCCUGCGGGCACCGAAGAGGAUGGAGGCAUGGAGGAGGAGCUCAGUCCCUUCCGAGGCCGCUCGCGCUCGGCUCCCCCCAACCUCUGGGCUGCCCAGCGCUACGGCCGCGAGCUGCGGAGGAUGAGCGACGAGUUUGAGGGUUCCUUCAAGGGGCUUCCUCGCCCAAAGAGCGCAGGCACGGCGACACAGAUGCGGCAAAGCUCCAGUUGGACCCGCAUCAUCCAGUCCUGGUGGGAUCGAAAUCUGGGGAGAGGAGGCCCCGCUCCAUCCCAGUGAUCCUGUGUCUGACAUUCUCGGAACUCCGCCCGCCCGCUCCCGCCAUUAUUAGUGUGGGCGGAAGUCGCCCACGGGCCUUAUGCAAAAAGAAGAUCGUUCUGUCACUUUCGCUGGGAGACCCUCCUGGGUUAAAGAGCUACGAAGUGGGUGGGGUAGAUCCCAUCGGCCGCCGGAAGGGGUCUCAUGGCCCCGCCCUCUGGCGCUGGGCUUCCCCAGGCGCCUGCGCCAAUUUGGGAGCCAGGCUAGAGCAUUUUCCCGCAAGUUAGGGACCAUGAGCGUGACAAACGUGCAAAUAAAGGCUGCGCAUGUGCCGCUGA